AUGGAGGAAAAGGGCCUUAUCUACGAUGUGAAGCUGUCGUCGAUCGGGCCGGGCAACGUGACGGGCCCCGACUCGAUCUUCGAGCCCGGGAGCAUGGGCCUGGCCAUGAAGCUCCACUACCUGAGGGGCGUGUACUACUUGGAGAGGCCUGCGUUCGAGGGGCUGAGCACGCUGGAGAUCAAGGAGCCCAUGUUCACGUGGCUCAAUCAGUACCCGCCCACGUGCGGCCGCUUCAGGAGGGCCGAAUCGGGCCGGCCCUAUGUCAAGUGCAACGACUGUGGCGUCAGGUUCGUCGAGGCCAAGUGCGGGCAGACCAUGGCCGAGUGGCUCGAAGCCCAAGAUCUCACGGCCCGCGAGGCCCUGCUUCUCACUAACCACUCUAUUGGGCCCGAUCUCGCUUUUUCUCCCCUCAUUUACAUACAAUUAACUAAAUUCAAAUGUGGAGGAGCGGCCGUGGGCCUGAGCUGGGCACACCUCUUGGGAGAUGCGUUCUCUGCUACAGAAUACAUGAACUCCUUGGGCCGGGUUGUCGCGGGGUGUGGUCCGAACCGGCCUAUUAAUCUCGGCCACACUACACCAAAGCCCGUAAACUCCAAUGGGUGGCCGAAAGUAGUGGCGGAACCUCUUUCUAUUAAACGGGUUGAUCCGCCAGUUGGAGAUGAUUGGACCCUCUUAUCUAGUACCAAGAUGGACACAUUCUCUUUCGAUGUCACGCCCAUGCAGUUGAGCCAGAUUCAAACAAAAUUGGGGCUUGAGUUCUCGUCUUUCGAGGCAAUUUCAGCAAUCAUGUGGAAAUGCAUCGCCAAGACUCGGGUCGAGGAUUCCGAACCGAGAAUCGUGACUAUAUGCAAAAGGGAGGAGGAACACAAGAACGCGACACACUUGAGAAAUGGUCAAGUUGUGAGUGUGGUGAAGGCCGCGGGUUUCUCAACGGCGCAGGCCGACCCUAGCAAGCUAGCGUCGUUGAUGAAAAACGAGGCGUUCGACGAGACCCACAUGAUCGAAGAAGCUAUGGAGAGGGAAGAAGGAUUGGCGGAUUUUAUCGUCUAUGGGGCCAAUCUAACCUUUGUGAACCUCGAAGAAGCCGGGUUUUACGAGUUUGAGUAUAGGGGAGAAAAGGCAAUUAGGGUGAGCUAUAAAAUGGAUGGUGUUGGUGAGAAGGGGUUGGUUAUGGUGCUUUCGGGGCCGAAAGGCGAAGGAAGGUCCGUCGUGGUGGUUGUGCCGGAGAAUGAGAUCGGUGGGCUCAAAAUGGAGUUGGAAAGGGAGGGCUUUGGAUUUGGGGCAUGA
Molecule: messenger RNA, 1287 nt
Organism: Striga hermonthica
Lineage: Eukaryota; Viridiplantae; Streptophyta; Magnoliopsida; Lamiales; Orobanchaceae
Source: the annotation of a GenBank genome assembly